AUGUUCCGAUUCGUGACGGAUGACGUUGGAGGCGUGGGGGCGAAGCGCAAGAGGACGCCCAGGUCUUGCGAUCAAUGUAAAAAGCGCCAUCGACGUUGCGAUCAUACAGGCUUCGGGACAUCUGGAACUUCAGAAGCUGCACCCGACUCGCCUCUACCAGAGUCCCAGGUUCAGGCCCUGGCGGACACCCGAGUCGAGUCCGUGAAUCAACAACCAGAAUCGACUGGCCAGUCAAACUCACCAACUAUUCACAUUUCAGUGGAUGAGGUGGCAUCGCAUGGGCAAUCUGAAGCAUCGCCAGCUGGACGACCGCAGCUACAGAAUGCCUCAAAAGACGCGUAUCUCAGAUUCGUGGGUGAUCUGAGCCCAGAGGCCUCUUUUCUUGCCACCUCUCAAGCUGAGAGACUCAAUGGCAGCCGCAAUGUGUCCAGGCACGAUUAUGUGGGCGUUUGGCUAGGCCAGAAACCCGAAGACUCGCAGGCUGGCGUCUCGAAUGGCCAUGACCCAAGCACCGCCAAUCAUUUCUCGAUUCCUCACCCAUCCAAUCUCCCUAAUCUUCAGGCUUUAAUGCCAUCACUGCGUCAAGAAUGCAUUUCGACACUGCCACCACCAUACGAAUUUGGAUUAUUGUCAGACCUGUUCUUUGCCAAAAUUGAUCCAAUAUUUCCCGUUCUGCGGGGAGACGCGAUUGAGGAGUUGGGCAUCAUGGAAUCUGUGGCUUUGAAGCAGUGCAUUUGCCUUGUUGCUUCCCUGGACCCCUCUCUAAAGAAACACCUACGAUUGCCAUUCACCGAGAGAGUGCUAUCGCCUAUCGACUUCCGGGCUCGCAUCGCGGCAGCGGUCAAUCAGUCUUUGAACUUGGGCUUCAUCAGCGAUAAGAUGGUUCUGCUGCAGGUAUGCGCCCUGAUGGCCAUGUACGUGGACAGGCCUGGUUGCAGCGAGCUGUCAACGUACUUCUGCUCCCAGGCUGUCCACCACUCGCAGACACUAGGACUCCACGUUGGCUGGCCUCAAGACAGCGUAGGAGGGGAGAAGUCUCGUCGCAUCUUCUGGUGUGUCUGGGUCCUGGACAGACUCAACGCGGCAACCAACGGGAGACCCAUUCUGAUCCACAAACAAGACAUGGACAAAAGAGUGAUGGAUUCCUUCGAAUCACAGACACCUUCAUUCAAAUUGAUGAUUCGUAUUGCCCAGUUUCUGGAUGAAACCAUAUUCCUAUAUCGCCCUCAUGCUACGUUUCCGGAGCAGGCUUUCAGCAAUGACAGCCAGACAUUCGAGGGUCUUGUUGAGGCAACUGGGGCGUUGAAUAUUGGGAAUGGACUUCUCGCAUCCCUUGAAAUGUUCUACUUGUCCGUUGUUAUCCUCAGAAGCAGACCACCAGGACGAAAGGACGGCAACCGGACAUCGAGCUCUGAACUACAAUGGUUCUGCGCUACCAGUCUGGUGUCAAUCGCGUCCGAGGAGUUCAAGUCGACCAUCACCUAUUGGCCAACCCUCCCCUACUCUGUUUCUAUGGCAGCCUCCGUUGCAUACCAGACCCUCCGCAACAGUCUGCUUCCGUACAAUCGCAAGCGCGCAUACGUCUUGUUCCACAGCAGCUGCGAAUUGCUAGACGAACUCAGCAAGACCUUUCUGUCAGCUCGAGCUAUUGCCAAGCUAGCCACGAAUACUAUGCAGGAGGUUGACCGGGUCACAUCGGAGAUAAAUAAGUACGGCAGAUCCAUGGACGUUGCAGGAAACGAAGUCAUCGAGGGGCUGAACGGUUCCAGCGGUUCCCACGAGGUAGGCCAUCCCUCACUUGCUCGCACCGAUAUGGGUUCCGCGGAGAACAUCACACAACCCUCGUCAUCUGUCAAAGAUCGGCCAUUCGCCUUCGACCCCUCUUCCUUUCAGGACUUUAGCGGUGAAGCUGGGAUAUUUAACGAUUUCGACCCCAGUUUUGAUCUCGGACGAAUUGAUGCCGUUUUUUCAGCUAAUCUUGACCCGACCGUGCCUGGUCUCACAGAAGAUUGGCUUGCCGGUAACGGAUUUCUUUGA
Fusarium vanettenii 77-13-4 is the source of this 2037-nucleotide messenger RNA. RefSeq lists its product as uncharacterized. The record is from RefSeq and is a predicted model, not a curated record. Gene Ontology annotation, molecular function: DNA binding; zinc ion binding; DNA-binding transcription factor activity, RNA polymerase II-specific. Lineage: Eukaryota; Fungi; Ascomycota; Sordariomycetes; Hypocreales; Nectriaceae. Gene Ontology annotation, biological process: DNA-templated transcription; regulation of DNA-templated transcription. Bases 1 to 2037 code for a protein of 678 amino acids. The transcript is spliced from 3 exons.